UUUUUACUUGGCUCGAUGCAUACAAUCUGUUACAACUCCUCCUCCUCCUCCUCCUCCUCCUCUCCCUCCCUUUCUGUGUCUCACAAAGGAUCACCCAUCGAGAAGGAAACCCCAUUCCCUCCGAGUGCAGUCGGCAGUGAGCGAGAGCUGCGUCUCACCGCCGCCAUGGGAGGUGGCGAAGGCCUCGUUACCGGCCGGAGACUCGGGUGUUUGCUGGCCGCUCUGCUCGCCGCGCAAGCUCUGUGUUUCACCUUUACCUACCUGCACUUUAGCCGCAAGCUGAAACAGAUUGAGGAAAUCUUCUCCAAGAACAGCAUGAGCUGCCUGACGGCGGACACCCUGAAUCCGCCUCCUGACUCCACGGAGGAUGAAGAUCUCUACAGUGAGCAAGGGAGGAUGGGCGAAGAUCAGUGCUGGAGAUUCCGUGGGCAGGUCCAACAACUGAUCCAAGAAACCAUAGCGAAGCGGUAUGAACAGGACAUGUCUCUCAUUGUGAAAGGUGAACUCUCCCGGUUCCUUCCAUACCUGAGGCAGUCAGGAUCUGGAUCCCAGCCACCUGUACAGAAAGUCGCAGCUCACCUCAUAGGGAAUCACAGGAUGAAGACAAUUUCCCUGGAAGGAACGUCGUUAAGGAAUCUCCAUGGCCAGAAGAUACAGGCAUGGGAACCCAAGAAAGGGCAGGCAUUCCUCCACAACGUGGAGUACACAAACGGAGAGCUGAUCGUUCCGCAAACUGGGCUCUACUAUGUCUAUGGUCAGACCUACUUCCGUCACCAGGACAUGUCAAGCGAGAAAGGUGCCAGUUCGGGUGAGAUGCUAUCCAAUUCUAGAAACAAGCAGAUGGCCCAGUACAUCUACAAGACCACCGCCUACCCUGACCCCAUUCUAUUGAUGAAACAUACCAGGACUACUUGCUGGGCCAGGAAUGCGGAAUACGGCUUGCAUUCCAUUUACCAGGGUGGGAUCUUCGAGCUGAGAUACCAAGACCGGAUAUUUGUGGCAGUCAGCAACGUCAGUCUGAUUGACGUGACCGGGGGCUCGAGUUUCUUUGGAGCCUUUCUCAUCGGCUAGGCGGGAGGCCGCUGGUGACACACUGCUGCAGUGUUUUCAGGUCGUUGGUGAUCUUCACAGAAGAAGGUCAUGCCAUAGUGAACAGUCUGAAGAAUGCUUAACCUACAGGGAGCAUCGCUUCUUUUAUUGAGCAACCGUUCCCAAGGUCGCUUAACGGUUGCGAGAGACUAACUGUUUGAGCAUCUGCAGAGAAAUGUGUGUUCAUUGGUGCUGAUUUCCAUAAGACAUAGGAUCAGAAUUAGGCCAUUUGGCUGCUCCACCAUUCCUCAUGGUUGUUAUGUUUUUCAACAGUACAGGAGGAAACCCUUUUCUCUGCAACCCUCAAUGCCCCCUUGCCAAGCCAGAAGAAAUAAACGCAAUGGUUUGGCCUUCACCACCGCAUGGACAUAAAUUCCAAACACCCUCUGCUGAAGAAAUCCCUCCUCGACUCAUUUCUAAAGGGGCAGCCUAGUGCUGUACCCAUGGAUUCUAACCUCCCUUACUAUUGGGAAAAUCCUCUCUAUGUCUGUUAAAUAGACACCACAGCCAAGAAAGCUGACCUGUGCCUCUAUUUCCUCAGGAGGCUGAAGAAAUUUGGCAUUACCCCAUCGACACUCACCUCUUUUUAUCAGUGCACCUUUUCCAGUAUCUGGUAGGUGUCAAUGAGAUCUCCCCCCGAUUCUUGUGAGUUCCAUUGAGUGCAGGUCCAGAGCCAUCAAUGCUCCUUGUACAUCAAGAUUUUCAUUCUUGUGAAUCUCCUCUGGACCCUCACCAGAACCAGCACAUCCUCCCUUUAGAUGUGUGGCCCAGAACUGCUUACAAUAUUCCUCCUGGAUCCGACUCCAAAUCCAUCUCCUUCUGCCAGGCCACAGGGUUCCACCUUUCAAAGUGGAUAUUUGACCUUGCUCAUAUUGGGACAAACUUGACUAAAGUCACUGGAGAGGAUGUGUAAGCUGAUUUGAAAAGCCAUAAGACAUGGGAACAGAAUUAGGCCAUUUGUCUCGUCGAGUCUAUCUUGCCAUUCCACUGUGGCUGGUUUAUCAUCCCUCUCAAUCCCAUUCUUCUGCCUUCUCCCCGGAACCUUUGACAAUCUUACUACUCGAGCUCAUCAAGCUCCAGAACCCUAUGGAGCAGGACUGAAGAGGUGCACAGGCCUCUGAGAUAAGAAGGCAGGGAAUGACAUGGUAGUGUAGUGGAUAGCGUAAUGCUUCACAGGGCUAGUGCUUAUGAUUCAGUCCCUGCCGUUGUCCGUAUGUUCUCCCUGUAAUCGCAUGGGUUUUCUCCAAGUGCUUCAAUUCUCUCCCACAUUCCAAAGAUGUAUAGGUUAGGGUUAGAAAGUUGUGGGCAUGUCCUCUAAACCCAGGACAGACUGUCUGUGGCCUCCAGUGAAUGUGGACAGUGGACUUCUCCAGCGGUCUUGCAGCGAUUAACAGACAUGGGGCGCCGGCCAAUGGGGCUGGAUGGCUGGACUUCCAAUCAACCCUCAAGCCUCAGCAUCGAUCCCAAACCCAGCCCAUCGCCAAACACUAGAGCCCAAACUCUGGACUCACCAGUGAUGGGACCCUGUCCACUGGGCUGUGAUCUCCAGUCUCACUGAUUCGCGAUAUCCUCACCUCCUCAUUCACCAACGUAAACCAGAAGAUGUGAUAGAUUCUAAGAACUGAUGACCUACCCCAAAUCCCACUGCUUCAACAUAAGACAUACGAGGGGUGAUUGAUAAGUUCGUGGCCUAAGGUAGAAGGAGUCAAUUUUAGAAAACCUAGCACAUUUAUUUUUCCUACAUUUACACUCUUAGUCCAGUGGUCGUGGAGCAUACGGAUCCCUUCUUUGUAGAAGUCGGCGUCUUGGACCUCCAGAAAGUGGUCCACAGCAGGGGUGAUUGAUAAGUUUGUGGCCUAAGGUAGAAGGAAAUGAGUUAUUAACUUCAAACUUUCUGCAUUUUCACUCAGAGUUGAACUGCACGUACAUGUAACGAGAGCUGUGUGACUCAUCUCCUUCUACCCAAGGCCACUAACUUAUCAAUCACCCCUGCUGUGGACCACUUCUACAAAGAAGGGAUCCGUAUGCUCCACGACCCCUGGACUAAGUGUGUACAUGUAGAAGGGGACUAUGUUGAAAAACUAGGUUUUCUAAAAUUGAGUCCUUCUACCUUAGGCCAUGAACUUAUCAAUCACCCCUCGUAGGAGCAGUGUUAAGCCAUCUGAUUCAUCAGCUGCUCCAUGGCUGAUUUAUUAUCCCGCUAAACCGCAUUCUCCUGAGCCAAUACUACUCGCACUCAGAAUGUAUAUUUGAGAAAGUUUUAUUUUGUUUUUUUUUUAACUUGUAUGGAAAGAGUUUUCCUUUGACUUUGGGAAACAGAAUCAGGUUUAUCAGUACUGCUGUGUGUGUCAUGAAAGUUGUUAUUUGUGAAAGCAGUAUUGUACAAAGACCAAAAAAAUCACCAAAAACUGGAAAACAUGAAAACCAUUAAGAGGACUAAUAACGUAUCCUCCUCCAUUUGCACACAUCUGCCCUGGUCAAAAUGAGAGUCAGCUUUAAUAUCGCUGGUAUAUCUUGUCAAUUUGUUGUCUUUGUGGCAGUUGGAAAUUGCGAUACAUAACAACAAAUACAGUAAAUAUGUACAUAGAAUAGUUAUUGAAUAAAUAGCACACAAAAAAAGCAGCGAGGUAAUGUUGAUGGGUUCAUUGUCCAUUCAGAAAUCUGAUGGUGCUGGGGAAGCAGCUGUUCCCAAAUCACUGAGUGUGUGCCUUCAGGCACAUCAUCCCUGAUUCGAGUGAUCACAUUAUCUACCACCCCAUUAGCCUCCAUAUCCAGAACAUCAUCCCGCACAAUUUCCACCACCUUUAAUUGGAUGUUACCACUUGAGGCUCUCUGUUGGUUGAGGUUGACUGUGGAUGUUGCGUUCUGGCUGUCUUUGUGUUAUGGAAAAGUGGGCAUUAUGGUAUGGAGAGCGAGCUGUUGCCCAGGCAGCUGGCUCCCCCUGUCCAUGUAGCUGAUGAAUCCAAAGGAACGGCAGAGACCGAUACUACUUGGCACCAGCAGCAUCGCAAGAAUUCCAUCCGUCAUUGAACUCAAUGUAGGAACUGCAUUAGGGACUCCAGUUCCCAAUUCUCCCUCUCACUUUACUUCUGAAUCCUUCCCCAUGAGUGGGUAUAGCUGCAAGGCAAUGGGGGGUUUGAGAUUAGAGGUUUCCUUCUCCUAAAUAAGCUGUCAGACAUGUCUGAUAAGCCCCCUCUGGUUUUAUGGCUUUAAAACCAAUCCUAUCACUAAACACAUCUUUACUUCCCUGUAUUCUCCACUUUCUGCAGGGAUCACUCCUUCCAAUAAUUUCCUUGACUAUUCACCCCCAAUCUCCCUCUUGGCCCUUAGCCCUGCAAGCUAACCUGCCCAUUCACCUCCUCCCUCACCUCCAUUCAGGGACCCAAACAGUUCUACCAGGUGAGGUGACACUUCAACUUGCGAGCCUGUCAGGGUCAUGUACUGUAACUGAUGCUCCCAGUGUGGCCUCCUCUGCAUCAGUGAGACCUGACAUAGAUUGGGAGACCACUUCGUGAAACACCUUCACUCCAUCCUCAGAAAGAAUUUCCAGGUGGCCAACCACUAGCCCCAUUCCCAUUCUGUCCAUGGCCUCAUCUUCAGCCAUGAUGAAGCCACACUCAGGUUGGAGGAGCAACACCUCAUAUUCCAUCUGGGCAGUCUCCAACCUGAUGGUAUGAACGUUGAUUUCUAUAACUUCCGGAAAUAUCUACCCCCCCCCCGCCCUCCCCCACCAUUUUUCCAUUCCCAUUCUGGUUCCCCUCUGGGCCCUGUGGGGGUAGAGAUUGUCGAAUAACUGAGGGUCAUCACAUUAUGGGAAGUCCAUGGAGCUACUUUGGACCAUGUUCAGCUGGGAUCACACAGGAGAAACUAAUCUCCUAACACACUGUUAUUCUAAGGUUGGAGGAUCAACACCCUAUAUUCAAUCUGGGUAGACUCCAACCUGAUGGCACGGACAUCAAUUUCUGCCGGUAAAUUUUUCCCCUUCUUCCCUAUUCUUCUAUUUCUCCCUAUGGCCAAGGACCUCUUCUCCUCAUCUGCCCAUCACCUCCCCUUGAUGCACCUCCUCCUUCCCUUUCUCCCAUAGUCCACUCUUCUCUCAUAUUAGCUUCCUUCUUUAGCCCUACACAUUUCCCACCAGCUUCUCACUUCAUCACCCUCUCCCACCCACCAGAUCUCACCUAUCACCUGUCUGUCUUUACCCCUGUACCCCUUCCCUUUCACCACCUUAUUGUGGUCUCUUCCCCCCACCCCCCAAACUUACUUUCUAGUCCUGAUGAAAGGUAUUGCCCUGAAGGUCUUUUCCAUAGAUGCUGCCUGGCCUGCUGAGUUCCUCCAGGGUUUUGUGUGUGUUACUCUGGAUUUCCAGCAUCCACAGAAUCUGUUGGGUUUAUAAUGGAGCAAUGUUUAUGAGUUCAUGAACUAUUCAGGAAUCUGAUGGCAGAGGGGAAUAAGCUUUUUCUAAAAACUGAGUGUGGGUCUUCAAGCUCCUGUACCUCCUACCUGAUGGCAGCAAUGAGAAGAAGGAAUAUCCUGGAUGGACUGCAACCAGAGUAGUCCCUUCAUAUUUCUUCAGUGUAAGGUCAGAAGUCAGAGAUAUUCACCGAUGAUUGUAUAUGUUCAACUCUACUCAAACUGCUUGAGAAAUAAAAUAGCCUUCGGCUGGAAUAUCUACAAGGAUUUUGCUAGAACUUGAGGACCUGAGUUAUAAAGAAAGGUUCACACAGAAAUUGCUGGAGGAACUCAGUAGGUCAGGCAGCAUCCAUGGUAAAGAGUGACAGUCGAGGUUUCGGAGUGGGACCCUUCUUCAGGAAUCCUAACAAAGGGUCUCAGUCCGAAAUAUCGACAGUUUAUUCCCCUCCAUAGAUGCUGCCUGGCCUGCUGAACUCUUCCAGAAUUUUGUGUGUAUUGCUUUGGAUUCCCAGCAUCUGCCGAUUUUCAGAAUCAAAAUCAGAAUCAGAGUCCUUUAUUAUCGCCGAGUAUGUGGACACAUACAGGGAAUUUGAUGCCGGUUUCCCUGAGCUCUUGCUGUACAGAAUCAAAAAGCAAAAACAAGUGUAAAUAAUCGUGAACUAUAUACAAUGAGGUAUACCUGUGUAUGUACAGGUGGACUUGGUUUAUAAGAGACUAAAAUUCAAGUGUUCAUAAGACUGAUCAUACGGAAAGAAACUGUUCUUGUAUCUAUUUGUCCUGGCAUACAGUGAUCUAAAGCACCUACCAGAAGGAAGAAGUUGGAACAGGUGAUGUCCAGGGUGUGAUGGGUCUACAAUGAUGCUGCUUGCUCGCUUCCUGAUGCAUGUAAGGAAGAUGCAUAUAAGUCCUGGAUCGAGGGCAGCUUCACACCAAUAAUCCUUUCCGCAGCCCUGACGGUUCUUUGGAGUCUAUUCUUGUCUUGUUUCGUAGCUGAUCCAAACCAGACAGUGAUGGACGAACAGAGAGCGGACUGGAUUAUUCCUGAAUAGAAUUGAAUAGAAUUGAGAAUUUUUCUCAUGUUUAUAAAGAAAGGCUGAACAGGUUAGGGUUUCUCCCCUGGAACAUAGAAGAUUGAGAGGAGAUUUGAUAGAUGUGUACAAAAUGCUGAGGGGCAUAGAUAGGGUAAAUGCAAGCAGGCUUUUUCCACUGAGGUUGUGUUAAACUAGAACUAGAGGUCUUGUGUUAAGGGUGAAACAUGGAAUGUUUAAAGGGCACCUGAGGGGGUACCUCUUCACUUAGAGGGGGUGAGAGUGGAAGGAGCUGCCAGUGGAAGUGGUGGAUACAGGUUUGGUUUCAUCAUUUACCUUGGAUAGGUACAUGGAUGGGAGGGGAAUAGCCUACAGAGGGCAAUAGUCCAGGUGCAGUUGACGCAGGCGUGUCGCUAUGAUAAUGGCGGAACCCUUGAGGAUCAUGAGGAAGUGGUCAGGUAAUUUGUACUGAAGGUGAGCCUCUGCUGCCUCCUGUGUGAGGAGAAAAUGUUACUUGCCAUUAUUUCCUCCAUACUGCAAACCUUAGAUUUAUACAUUCAUCGAGCAAAGGAACAGCCACUUCGGCCCAUCUAAUUCAUGUCAAACUAUUUUUCUGCCUAGACCCAUGGACCGCCACCUGCACUAUAGUUCUGCAUGGACCUCAUCCAUGUACAAAUUUCUCUUGAACACUUAGAUUGAACCUGCGUCCACUACUUCCGCUGGCAGCUCACUGCAGUCUCUCACCACCCUCAGAGUGAAAAAUUACCCCCUCAUGUUCCCCUUCUUUGAGGAUGUGACUAAACACUUUGAUGAAGGUAGGGUAGCGGAUGUAGUUCAUAUGGAUUUCAGUAAGGCAUUUGAUAAGGUUCCCCAUGCCAGGCUCAUUCAGAAAGUAAUGAGGCAUGGGAUCCAAGGAGACCUUGCUUUGUGGAUCUAGAGCUGGCUUGCCAUUAGAAGGCAAAGGGUGGAUGUAGAUGGUUCGUAUUCUGCAUGGAGGUCGGUGACCAGUGGUGUGCCUCAGGGAUCUGUUCUGGGAACCCUCUGCUUUUUGAUUUUUAUAAAUGACCUGGAUGAGGAAGAUAGGUUAGUAAGUUUGCUGAUGACACAGUAGUUGGGGGUGUUGUGGAUAGUCUGGAGGGUUGUCAGAGAUUACAGCGGGACAUCGAUAGGAUGCAGAACUGGGCUGAGAAGUGGCAGAUGGAGUUCAACCCAGAUAAGUGUGAAGUGGUUCAUUUUGGUAGGUCAAAUUUGGAGACAGAAUGUAAAAUUAAUUGUAAGACUUUUGGGAGUGUGGAAGAGCAGCAAGAUCUUGGGGUCCGUGUCCAUAAGACACUCAAAACUGCUGCGCAGGUUGACAGAAGGCGUAUGGUGUGUUGGCCUUCAUUGACCGUGGUAUUGGGUUCAAGAGCCCUGAGGUAAUGUUAAAGCUAUAUAAGACCUUUGUUAGACCCUCUGGUCACCUCACUACAGGAAGGAUGUGGAUACUAUAGAGAGAGUGCAGAGGAGAUUUACAAGGAUGUUACCUGGAUUAGACAGCAUGCAUUAUGAGAAUAGGUUGAGUGAACUUGGACUUUUCUCUUUGGAGCGACAGAGGAAGAGAGCUGACCUGAUAGAGGUGUAUAAGAUGAUGAGAGGCGUUGAUCAUGUGGAUAGCCAGAGGCUUUUUCCCAGAGCUGAAAUGGCUAACACAAGAGGGCAUAGAUUUAAGAUGCUUGGAAGUAGGUAUAAGGGGGAUAUCAGAGGUAAGUUUUUCACACAGAGUGGUGGGUGCGUGGAAUGCAUUGCCAGCGACGGUGAUGGAAGCGGAUACAAUAGGGUCUUUUAAGAGACUCUUAGCUAGGUACAUAGAGCUUAGAAAAAUAGAGGGCUAUGCGGCAGGGAAACUCUUGGCAGUUUCUAGAGUAGGUUACAUGGUCGGCACAACAUUGUGGGCUGAAGGGCCUGUAAUGUGCUGUAGAUUUCUAUGGUCCUAUAAACAUUUCACCUUUUACUCUUAACCCCGUGACCUCUUGUUGUCUCACCCAACCUCAGUGAAAAAGCCUGCUUGCAUUUACCUCUCGUAGUUUUGUAUAUCUCUCUAUUCUCCCCUCUAUUCAACCUUUCCCUAUAACUGAGGUCCUCAAGUCCCAGCAACAUCCUUAUGAAUUUUCUCAGUAUUCUAUCCAUCUUAUUGUUAGGAGUAGGCAGUUUAAAUGGUUCAGUACAAACUAGAUGGGCUGAAGGGCUUGUUUCUGUGCUAUACUUUUCCGUGACUCUAUAUCUUUAGGUAGGUGGCUAGAAUUGCACACAAUACUCCAGAUUAGUCAUUACCAACAUCUUGUACAAUUUCAACAUAACAUUCCAAAUUCUGUGUUGAAUACAUUGAUUUAUGAAGGCAAAUGUCAUUAUGACCCUAUCGACCUGUGAUGCCACUUUCAAGGAACUAUAGAUUUGUAUUUCUUAGAAUGUAGAAGAUUGAAAGGAAAUUUGAUAGAGAUAUACAUAAUUAUAAGGGUAAAUGCAAGCAGGCUUUUUCCACUGAGGUUGAGUGGGACUUCAGCCAGAGGUCAUGGGAUAAGUGUGAAAGGUUUAAGAGGAAACUUCUUCACUCAGAAGGCUGUGAGAGUGUGGAAUGAGCCGUCAGCACUAAGGGUGCAUGUGAGCUCGAUUUCAAUGUUUAAGAGAAGUUUGGAUAGGUACAUGGAUGUAAUGGUAUGAAUGGCUAUGGUUAGGGUGCAUGUUGAUGGGACUAAGCAGUUGAAAUGGUUUGGCAUGGGCUAGAUGGGCCAAAGGGCCUGUUUCUGUGCUGUGCUUUCCCAUGGCUAUUCCCAUGAUUGUUUUUAAAUAGUAUUGUCUUUGUUACUGUUUAAUAUCCAAAUACUGAUAUGGACACCAGUAUUGAUCGUCACAUGUUCUUGCAAACAUCUGGCUGGCACCAAAGUUUUGAGUGUGGUGUGACAUUUCAAUUGCCUGGAUGAGAACAGCUCAGUCAAAAGGAGUGAAGACUGGCAGAGGUCUGUAGUUUGCUCAGCAGCCCAUAGCAGACAUCCCACCUCUCCCAGAAGUUCCAGGAGUCUCCCGCAAAUUGAUGGUGCUACCUCCCUGAAAUCAGGUUUUGCAGGGUGGGAUGUCUGCCACAGAGCACAGGACACUGAGUAUUACAGCAAAGUACAGGCCCUUCAUCCUAUGAUGUAGUGUCAACCUUUUCACCUACUCUGAAAUCGAUCUAACUCUUCCCUCCAAAAUAACCCUCCAUGUUUCUUACAUCCAGGUGCCUCUCUAGGAGUCUCCUAAAUGUCCCUAAUGCAGCUGCCUCUACCACCACUCCUGGAAAUGCACAUACCACUCUCUGUGUUAAAAAGGAGCUUCGAUGUCUGCUCCAACAACCUUAAAAUUAUGUCUUAAAGUUGUUCCAUCCUGGGGGGAAAAGACACUGGUUGUCCACUCAAUCUAUGUCCCUUAUCAUCUUGCACCAUCACCCUCCUUCACUCCAAAGAGAAAAGCCCGAUAUUGCUCAACGUUUUCCUCAGGAGACAUGCUCUCUAAUCUAAUCCAGGCAGCAUCCUGCUAAAUCACCUCUGCACCCUCUCUAAAUCCUCUACAUUCAUUCUAUAAUGAGGUAACCAGAACUGAGCACAAUAUUUCAAGUGUGCUCUAAACAAAGUUUAAUAGAGCUGCCUCGUGGCUCUUGAACUCAAUCCUAUAACUAAUGAUGGACAACACACCAUAUCGCUUCUUCUUGACCCUAUCAAUUUGUGUGGCAACUUUGAUGAAUCUAUGAAUGUGGAGCCCGUGAUAUCUCUGUUCCUCCACAUCAUUAACCUGACAUUAACCAUGUAUUGGACUUUCAAGUCUGAUCUUUCUAAGUGUAUCAGUUUGCACUUUUUUUCUGGAUCGAACUCCAUCUGCCACUUCUCAGUAACUGGAAUAUUUGAAGCAGAAGUAGACAGGCUCUGCAUCUGUCAAUGUUCUGUUGUAACCGAUGACAACCUUCUACACUAUCCACAACACCACUAAUCUUUGUGUCAUCUGACACACCUUUCCACUCCUCAUCUAAGUCAUUUUUCCAUCGUUUAUACUGAACCUUCACUUGCUCCAGCACUAGCGCCCAGUGUCUGCGGUGUUUCCUCUCUGAAGCCACUCCCAGCAGCACGACUCACAUCUGGGAUCUCCACCACCAAGAGGAAGGGUAGCAGGUACAAGGAAACACCAUCCACUACUGGCUCUACUCCUGGUCUCAAAACUGACAGCUAAAGACUGGAGACGUUCUCUAGAAGACCAUCAGGUGCUGCUACACCUGAUCACAUGUUCAACCAAGAAAGGAGAGAGAAAUGGGAAAGUUCUCAACGCCAUUAUCAGGGACCAAUCCUUUCACUUGAGAAAUGCAAGUACAAGUUCAUUUAUUGCCAUCUGACUGUCCAUACUUACAACCAAACGAAACAAUGCUCCUCUGGACCAUGGUGCACCUACACGACACACAUCACAUCAAACAAACUAUUACCAUAAAUAAGUUAAUAAAAUAAGGUAAUUAACCUUUGACCAGCAAACAAUUCGGACAUCAGAAAUUGAGAGGAGGGGAUUUCACUCAGGUCCACGGCAGAGUAGAAAAAGGCAGUGGCGGAUUGCUACAGCGUAACUGAGCUCUGACCAGCCACCAGGCCGCAUUUGGGAUUGAUUAGAAGAGCAAAUUAAAGGAAGGCUGGGGUAAAUGCUGCAGCCAUUGUCUGAGUGGGUCGAGUUGGAGUGGUAAUCUUGAGACUUUAGCUCUUCGAGGAUUCAGGCAAGAGAGGCUUCAGUCAGAGAAAGCAAAAGGAAAAAGCUCUAGGUAAAGUUUUAUUUCCCCCUUCCCUUCAUUAUAUCUGCUCAGUUCGGACAGUAGAGAUGCCUGGCAGGAUAGUUGAAUGCUCCUCUUGCAAGGAGCUACAGCUUCUAACAAUCUGUAGUAAGGAGCUGGAGCUGGAACUGAAUGAACUCCGAAUCAUUCGGGAGGCUGAGGGGGUGAUAGAUAGGACAUGUAGUGAGGUAGUUACACCCAAGGUGCAGGACACGGGAGACUGGGUGACAGUCAGGAAGGGGAAAGGAGUUAAGGAGCAAAUGCAGAGUAUCCCUGUGUCCUUCCCCCUCAACAACAGGUACAUCACUUUGGAUACUCUCAGGGGAGGGGGAUGACCUCCCAGAGGAAAGUCACAGUGGUCAGUCUCUGGCACUGAGUUUGCCUCUGUGACGCAGAAGAAAUGUGGGGAGAAGAGACGUGCGGGGGAGAUAGAGGAUUCAUUUGUUAGGGGAACAAACAGGAGGUUCUGUGGGUGAGAACGAGAUUUCUGGAUGGUAUGUUUCCUCCCGGGUGCUAGGGUCCGGAACAUCUCAGAUUGUGUCCUCAGCAUUCUUAAGUGGGAGUGUGAAUAGAUGGAGGUCAUGAUCCAUGUAGGUACCAAUGACAUGGGUAGGGCGAGUGACAAGGUUUUGUAUAGGGAUUUCAGAGAGUUAGGUGCUAAGUUAAAGGGCAGGACCUCUGGGGGGUUGUGAUCUCAGGAUUGCUACCCAUGCAUUGUGCUCGUGAGGCCAGAACUAGGAAGAUUAUACAGCUCUGAACAUAAGCCAGGAAAUUAUCGGCUGGUGAAUCUGACAUCAGCUGUGGGAAAGUUAUUGGAGGCUAUUUUAAGGGACCAGAUAUAUAAGUAUUUGGAUAGACAUGGACUGAUUAAGAAUAGUCAGCAUGACUUUAUGUGUGGUAGGUUUUGUCUAACCAAUCUUACUGAGUUCUUCUAGGAGGUUGCCAGGAAAGUGGAUGAAGGCAAGGCAGAGGAUGUUGUCAACAUGGACUUUAGUAAGGCAUUUGACAAGGUCCUGCAAGGGAGGCUGGUCAAGAGGGUUCAGCCACUUGGCAUGCAGGAUGAGGCUGUAAACUGGAUUAGACAUUGGCUCUGUGGGAGAAGCCAGACAGUGGUAGUAGAUGGUUACCUCUCUGACUGGAGGCCUGUGACUAGUGGUGUGCCACGGGGAUCGGUGCUGGGUCCGUUGUUAUUUGUCAUCUAUAUCAAUGAUCUGGAUGAUAAUGUGGUUAACUGGAUCAGCAAAUUUGAGGAUGACACCAAGAUUGGGGGUGUAGUGAACAGUGAGGAAGGCUAUCAUGACUUACAGAGGGAUCUGCAUCAGCUGGAAAAAUGGGCUGAAAAAUGGCAGAUGGAAUUUAAUGCACCCAAGUGAGAGGUUUUGUACUUUAGGGUAGGUCUUACACAGUGAACAGCAAGGCACUGAGGCGUGCGGUAGAACAGAGGGAUCAGGAAAUACAGGUCCAUAAUUCGUGGCAUCACAGGUAGAUAGGGUCAUAUGGAAAGUUUUUGCCACAUUGGCCUUCAUAAAUCGAUGUAUUGAAUACAGGCGAUGGGAUGUUAUGUUGAGGUUGUGUACAACACUGGUGAGCCCUGAUGUGGAGUAUUGUGUGCAGAUUGUGCAGAGAAUUGUGUACAGGAAAGAUGUAAACAGGUCGAAAGAGUACAGAGAAAAUUUACAGAUUUGACAGAGACAUCAAAAAUUAUGCAGGGUAUAGAUAAGGUAAAUGCAAGCAGGUUUUUUCCACUGAGUGGGAGGGACUAGAACUAGAGGUCAUGGGUUAAUGGUGAAAGGUGAGACGUUUAAGAGGAACAUGAGGGAAAACUUCUUCAAUCAGGUGGUCGUGAGAGUUUGGAACAAGCUGCCAACACAAGUGGUACAUUCAAGCUUAAUUUCAAUGUUUAAGAGAAGUUUGGAUAGGUAAAUGGAUAGUAGGGAUAUGAAGGGCUAUGGCCCGGUACAGGUCGAUAGGAGUAGGCGGUUUAAAUGGUUUCAUAAUGGACUAGUUGGGUCGAAGGACCUGUUGCUGUGCUGUACUCCUCUAUGACUCUAAGUAGAAUUGAAAAAGCAUGAAGUGCACAGUAUAGGUAAACGCACGGUGAGCAGUAAACAGCUCACUAUCCCUGUGACGAGACCUCGAUGGUGGCAGGGUAUUCAUUAGUCUCACAGCCUGAGGGAAGAAGCUCUUACCCAGUCUGGCAGUCCUAGUCCUGAUGCUCCUGAACCCCCUUCCUGACGGUAGUGGGUCAGGGAGAUUGUGCGUUGGAUGGUCGGGAUCCUCGACAAUGUUUUGGGCACUUCGGCUGCAAUGCUCUGGGUAAAUGUCACAAAUAGGGGAGAGGGAGUCCCCUAUCUUUGUGGAGAGUCAGCAAAUCUCAGUGAGCUUUCAAACCCUGGGGGUAGGGGGGAGGUGUUCCUGAGAAUUAAGUGUUGACUGGCAGAUGGAGCAUGAUCCUGCUGUAGGAAUCCCAUCACUGCACAAUAAGGAGUUUGAAAUGGAGCAACAAUAUAAACUGCUUGAGGAAAUGAGCGAUUCAGGCAGCAUCUGUGGGGCAAAGUGGGCAGUCAAUGUUUCAGGGCCAACGUUUAGAUGGAAGGAAAGGAAUGUUGAGGAAGCAGGGAGCGUGCAAAAGUUAGACACAUUAGGAGAAUGGGCAAUGAUAGGCCUAGAUAGAGUUCAUGUGGAAAGGAUAUUUUUAGUGGUGGAGGAGUUUAGGACCAGAGUGCACAGCCUCAGUAUAAGACAUAGGAGCAGAAUAGAAGGAUAUCUCUACAGAAUAGGUGGAAUUCAUUGCCUCAGAUAGCUGUCGAAGCCAAGUCACUAGGGAUAUUUAAAUCAGUGUUUGAUAGGUUGUUGAUUAAUCAGGGCAUCAAAGAUUAUGGGUAGAAGACAGGCAAAUGAGAUUGAGAGAAAUAAUAAGCCAGCUAUGAUGGUAUGGUGGAGCAGACUGGAUGGGCCAGUUGGCCCAGUCCUGCUCCUCUGUAUGAAUAUUGCUAUCAGCAAACAGAAAUAGCCUAUCCCAACACCUUUCAAAUGAUCAUCAGAGAUUUCAAUCAAGCUUGUGUGAAUAAAUCUCUGCUCAUUUAUCAUCAACAUAUCACCUGCAGCACCAGGGGUCUAUCCUCUGAUUAUGAUGCCUACUCUCCCGUGCCUAGACCGCAUUUCAAGAAAUCUGAUCACUCGGCUGUCCUACCUGCAUACAGACAGAGGCUAAAGAGCCAGACUCCAGCGAUAAGGACACAAGGGGGUGGUUGCAGGAGGUUGAGGAGCGGCUAUGAGAUUGCUUUGAGUCAAAGGACUGGGCCAUGUUCAAGGACUGAUUGGAGGGUCUGAAUGAAUACACUAUAGUUGUGACAAACUAGAAAAACGAUUCUAAAUCCGUGUGUUCCCGCAAAAUCAUUCAGAGCCUUCUGCAACCAUAAGCCCUGGAUAAACUGUGAGAUCUGCAAUCUGCUGAGGACACCGUUCUAAUUGCUUAACACUCGAGACUGUGAAGCUAAGCACAGCUCCAGUGCCAUACUUAAGUUGGCCAAAUCAAAGGUGGUGACGAAGGAGGGAGACUGAAAAUCUGGCCAGAUGGUGUCACAACAGCAACCUCUCACGCAAUAUCAGCAGAACCAAGGAGCUGAUGAUUGACUUCAGGAGGAGGAAACCCGAGGACCUCAUCGGGGGAUUAGAGAGGUGAAGAGGAUCAGCAACUUUAAAUUCUUUGUUGUUAUCAUUUCGGAAGACCUGGCCGAGGCCCAACACGCAAGUGCAAUUAGGAAGAAAGUAUUGCAGCACCUCUACUUAGCAGUAUGUGAAGCAGCAUGACAUUAAAAGCUAUGGCAGACUUAUACAGAAAUGUGGUGGAGAGUAUAUUGACCGGUUGUAUUACAGCCUGGAAUGGCAGCACCAAUGCCCUUGGAUGGAAAAUCCUACGGAAAGUAAUGGAUAUGGCUCAGUUCCCACCAGUCUGCACAUCUGCACAGAGCGCUGUUGUAGGAAAGCAGCAUCCACCAUCCAGGCCAGGCUCUCCUCUUGCUGCUACCAUCAGGAAGAAGGUACAGGAGCCUCAUGACACAAACCAGGUUCAGGAACAGUUAUUACCCCUCAACCAUCAGGUCCCACAGCACCAGGUUCAGGAACAGUUAUUACCCCUCAACCAUCAGGUCCCACACCACCAGGUUCAGGAACAGUUAUUACCCCUCAACCAUCAGGUCCCACACCACCAGGUUCAGGGACAGUUACUACCCCUCAACCAUCAGGUCCCACACCACCAGGUUCAGGGACAGUUACUACCCCUCAACCAUCAGGUCCCACACCACCAGGUUCAGGAACAGUUAUUACCCCUCAGCCACCAGGUCCCACACCACCAGGUUCAGGAACAGUUAUUACCCCUCAACCAUCAGGUCCCACACCACCAGGUUCAGGAACAGUUAUUACCCCUCAACCAUCAGGUCCCACACCACCAGGUUCAGGGACAGUUACUACCCCUCAACCAUCAGGUCCCACACCACCAGGUUCAGGAACAGUUAUUACCCCUCAACCAUCAGGUCCCACACCACCAGGUUCAGGAACAGUUAUUACCCCUCAACCAUCAGGGGAUAACUUGAACCAGAGGGGAUAACAUCACUCACCCCAUCACUGAACUGUUCCCACAACCUAUGGACUCACUUUCAAGGACUCUUCAUCUCAUGUUCUUGAUAUUUAAUACUUACUUAUGUAUUUAUUAUUAUUAUUUUGUUUCUUUUCGUAUUUUCACAGUUGAUUGUCUUUUCCAAAUUGCUAGCUUAUUCAUCCUGUCAGGUAAGGUAAGGUCUUUCAUGAAUUCUAUUGUGUUUCUUGGAUUCAGUGUGCAUGCCCACAAGAAAAUGAAUCUCAGGCUUGUAUAUGGUGAGAUAUGUGUACGUUGAUAAUUUUACUUUGAACUUUGAAUGUCUUAUGACAAGGACAUGGUUUGCUGAAAGUGGCAUUGCAGUUAGGCAGGGUGGCGAAGAAGGCUUUUGGCACACUGGUGUUCAUUAGUCAGGGCACUGAGUAGAAGACAGGGGACAUUCCAUUGCAGUUGCACAAGACUUUGGUGAGGCUGCACGUGGAGUAUUGUGUAUCCUGUUAGAGGAAAGGUGUAAUUAUGUUGGAAAGAUUAGAAAGAACAUUUAUGACGAUUUGGCCUGGACUCAAGGGACUGAGUUAUCGGGACAAGUUGAGCAGGCUAAGACUUGAUUCCCUAAAGCAUAGGAGAAUGAGGGGAGAUUUGAUAAAGGUUAUGAAAUUUAGGGAUACAGAUAGAGUAAAUACAUGCAGGCUUUUUCCACUGAGGUUGGGAGGGACUAGAACUGGAAGUCAUGGGUUAAAGGUGAAAUAUUUAAGGGGAACCUGAGGGAGAAAUUCUUCACUCAGAGGGUGGUGAGAGUGUGGAAUGAGCUGCCAGCGGAAGAGAUGGAUGUGAGUUUGAUUUUAAUAUUUACAAGAAGUUUGGAUAGGUACAUAGAUGUGAGGGGUAUAGAGAGAAUGAAGGGCAUCAAUAAGGUGAAUAAAACACAGGUGGGGGGGUCAAAGAUCAUUUGAGACAGUGUUUUGCUGUCUCUGGGAAGCGAACACGUAUUUGGACGGCCUCGUGCGAAGAAACUUUGAGACUUGGUGCGGCCGACGUUUAACUGCUGUUUGCCAGUUAAAGUGUCCAUUAAUCACCGAUUAAAGUGCCAAGGAAGACUGAGACAUCAAGGCGAAUGCAGAAGGCCAGCAAGAGUUUCAGUGCCAACUGCCUGUCUUUUCAUCGCUGCUGGCAAAGGAAUUUGUGUUUGGCCUCUGGUGGGCGGGUAGGCCUCUACCUCGUGUGGUAUCCCGCUCUUUCGAUGAAUGUGGGUGAUAUCGGAGGAUGGUAUCAUGGUUCUGCAUUAUGGAUUGGACUAUUGUGUUUAUGGACUGUGGACUUUUUCAGACUGAUGGUUUUCAUAUUCUGUGUUUUUUUCUGUUUUGUUGUGUGAGGGGAGAAUGUUUGGGAUUUUUUUGUUCUGUAAAUGUUCUGUUAGUUUUUGUGUGGGAGAGGGGUCGUUCCUGUUCAGUUUUGUGUUGGAAGAGGGGGAUUUUGGGGGUUGAUAAUUGGGAUGCUGUUCUUUUUUUUUUGUACUGGGGGGACAGGUGGGUUUGAUGUUUCUCUCUGAAUAACUUUCAUGCUCUUUCUUUGUUUCGUGGCUAUCUGGAGAAAGCAAAUUUCAGAGUUGUAUGGAUACACGCUUUGAUAAUAAAUGAACUUUUGAACUUAAGGUUAUGGGAAAAGGCAGAAGAAAGGGGUUGAGAGACACAAUAAAUUACCAUGAUUGAAUGGCGAAAUGGACUCAAAGGUCCAAAGGUUUAAAGGUUCAUUUAUUUUCAAAGCAUACAACUCUGAAAUUUUUCUUCUCCCGAGAAAAAGAACUGCAGUAUGAUCAUCAACCCUCCCCAAAUCCCCCACCCCUGCACACAAAAAAAUUGAGAAACACUGGCAAAAAAACACGGAAAAUAAAAACUAUAAGACUGAGAAAAGGUCCAUAGUCUAUUGUCCAAAUCCAUAUCCCUAUCCAUACCCAAGAUGCAGAAAACCUGGGUUACAUUCUCCAGGUACAGCGGCAAACUCUCCCCUCUCCAGUAGCAGAGCCAUCCCAUUAGUUAUCAGAAAACAGACGUCACCCCUAUCCGGCAACAGAGCGAUCAGAAGGAAGUCUCCCCUCUCCGGUAGCAGAGCCGUCCCACUAGUGAUCAAAAGGCAGGCAGCCGGCACUUACCUUCUACAUUCGCCUCGGUGUUCCAAUCUCCUCAUUGAUUUUAGUCAGUGCACAAUGGAAGCUUUAAUCGGAGAAACGGAGUCGUACAUCAGCUCGCGCCCCUUCUCGCGGCCUUCGUGCCGCAAGGUUCACCUCCUGGAGACUGCAGUGCUCUGGAACACUCAAACUGCAAAUCGCAGGUUUCGACAGUUCCAGAUUUGCAUUCAAUACAAAACAUAGACAUACAAGACAUAAAAGAAAUGAAAUAAUUGUUUCCUCAUCAAUCUAGAAGUUACUGACUGUGGAAGCGUUGUAUGCGGGCACUAUCUUGAUUGGGCCAAAUGGCCUAAUUCUGCUUCCAUGUCUUAUGGUCUUUUCCCAGGGUCAGCUAGUCAAAAAGUAGGUUUAAGUGAGAAGGGAGGAUCCUGAGGGGCGGAUUCUUCGUGCAGAGGGUGGUGAGUAUAAGGGAUGAGCUGCCAGAAGUGGUUGGGGCAGGUUCAGUAACAUUGUUAGAGACAUGGAUAGGAAACCUAGGGCAAACGCAGGCAAUUAGGACCAGCUUUGAUGGACGUUUUGGUCAACAUGGACCAGUUGGGCUGAAUGGCCUCUUUCUGUACUAUGCAACUAUGAUUAUAGUGAAAUCUAACCCAUGGGUUGAGAUUCAGAAGGGCUAACAGUACCCAAAGGCUUUGGAAAGAACUACCACACUUGAGUUGUGUUCAGAGAUUCAGAUUCCGAUUUACUUAUCAGAUGUACGUCAAACAGAUGGUGAGAUGUGUUGUUUGUGUUAACAUAACACAGCCGAGGAUGUGCUGGGGGCAGCCGGCAAGAGUCGCCACACAUUCUGGCGCCAACACAGCAUUCCCACAAUGCUAAGCAGCAACAACAACAGAACGAAACACAAAGGCAAACAACUGCACUGAAGAGGCUCUGCAGCACCCAUGUCAGGACCAGCAGACUCAAAACCCGUUCCUUUCCCCAAGCAGCAAGGCUGAUCAACACCUCCACCCACUAACCCACCCUCCACACCCCCAACCACCACUACUUUAUCGUUUCCUGUCAGUCACCUUAUGUACAGACACUCCUGGGCCUAGCGUCACUUUAUGGACAUAAAAUCAAUCUAUGUAUAUAAGCUAUUUUAUGUAUUUAUAUUUAUUGUGUCCGUUACCUUACUGUGCUUUUUGUGCUGCUUCCAACCUGGAGCAACAAUUAUUUUGUUCUCCUUUAUACUUGUGUACAAAAAAUGACAUUAAACAAUUCUGAAUCUUGAGUUUUGAAUAUUGAAUUCUCCUACGCUCCAGGGAAUAAAGUCCAAGCCUAUUAACCUUCCCUAUAACUCAGGUCCCCAAGUCCUGGCA
Molecule: messenger RNA, 19423 nt
Organism: Mobula hypostoma (lesser devil ray)
Lineage: Eukaryota; Metazoa; Chordata; Chondrichthyes; Myliobatiformes; Myliobatidae
Gene: tnfsf10
Product: TNF superfamily member 10
Exons: 5
Coding region: 16-1071 (351 amino acids)
Biological process (GO): immune response
Cellular component (GO): membrane
Molecular function (GO): tumor necrosis factor receptor binding
Source: RefSeq, a predicted model, not a curated record